CAAUGCUAUCAAAUUAAAGCAUAUUUUUGCGCCUGUUGAUUUGGGUUUUGGUUUUAAUUCUGAUCUUUCACAAAAAAAUCUGAGAAAUGAGUCCCAAAUUAUCCAAAGAUGUAAACAAGAACGAUGGCUUUGGGAGGACAAGACAAAGUCAAAGAUUUAAUCCCAUGAGAAACCAGCGUGGGAAACAUAGAGGUGUUCAGCAGGACACUUUGCUAGAUCUGAUUAUUUCGGGUCUGCAUCCACACACCUUAGUUGAGGAGCCUGGCUUUUCACAAUUUUUGCAAUUUAUAAGGUAUGGUUGUCCAACAGCUGACUUAAUACUCUUUGAGCUUAACAAUUUGUUCUCUGAAACAAUGGGAAUUGUUCAAUGCCAACUUGAAAAAAUUUAUAAUGUCACACUGUCAUCUGAAGUAUGGAAAACCACUGCAAAGAAAAUCUAUAUGACUACAACUUGUCACCUGAUUGAUGACGCCUGGACUCAAAUGUCAUUUGUUUUGGAAACCACACCUCUUCCUGAAGCAUACACACCAAAAAAUUUUGUUGUACAGCUUUGGAAAACAGCACAAAAAUGGAAAAUUGAAAGUAAGAUUAAAGUGGUCAUUACAAAUGUUGAAGGUAUAAAAAGGGAAAUAAAAAAUUGUGGAUGGAAGCACAUUCCCUGCUUUGCCCACAUACUAGAUGUUGUCUUUAGAGCAACACUUGAAGCAUCCUCAGACUGGAAAGAACUGGCACAACGAUGUUGUUGUAUAGCACAGUAUUUUUCCCAAAAUGUCGAAGCACAGGCUCAACUCAAAGAGAGACUAACAAGGCAUCGGUUGUCACCAGAUAAUCUGAUUGAGUCAAAUGCUGAUCGAUGGCUUCCUACCUUGAAAAUGCUAGAAAGAAUCACAGAGCAGCACAAAGCUAUAAGUGAAGUACUCAUUCAAAGUCAUGUUGACUUGUUGUUAAGUGAGCAUGAAAAUAAAAACAUAAAUAAGGCAAUAGCAUGCCUCAGAGUAUUCCAGGGUGUUAUGACAGCUGAGACAGCAAAGCGAUAUCAUUUACUGUCAAACGUUAUACCACAGGUAGAGGACAUGAAACAGAAACUAAGAGAGUUGGAGCGUAACAGAAACGAGUUUGCUAAGGAAUUAGUGAAGCAUUUCAUUCAUCAUUUUGGUAAAAUCAAAGAAAUUAAUUGGCUAACACUGAGCACAGCACUUGACCUGAGAUACAGAGACAUUGUGAUUUCUGAUAGGGGAAAUUCAACACACAUAAAGAAAAUGAUCAUAGGUGAAAUGCAUAAUGAGUCUGAAAAUAGCUUUAGAGAGCAAGUCAAUUUUGACAAAGCCUUGAACAGGUACUUAAAUAAAGAAAUUUUGCGGAGGGAUUGGGAUCCCCAUGCAUUCUGGAAGUUCCCAAAAGAUGAAGACUGGCACUUAAGUGAAGUUGCACGCAAAUACCUGACUCCUUUAUCUACUGCAAUGCCAGCUGAUGUCGCCUUUGACACUGAAAAAGCAAGUUUAGUUGCCAGUCGAAGAAAUAGCUUGGAUCCACAACACCUAAAUAUGAUGUUGUUUCUAAAUGGCAACAGAUAGUAUCUGCAAUAUGAUCUCUAGAA
Molecule: messenger RNA, 1597 nt
Organism: Paramisgurnus dabryanus
Lineage: Eukaryota; Metazoa; Chordata; Actinopteri; Cypriniformes; Cobitidae
Source: RefSeq, a predicted model, not a curated record